AUGUCUUAUAUGUUAAGUCAUCUACACAAUGGCUGGCAAGUUGACCAGGCCAUUUUAUCUGAGGAAGAUAGAGUUGUAGUGAUUCGAUUUGGCCACGAUUGGGAUCCUACCUGUAUGAAAAUGGAUGAGGUUUUAUAUAGUAUUGCAGAAAAAGUCAAGAAUUUUGCUGUGAUUUAUCUUGUUGAUAUAACAAAAGUCCCAGAUUUCAAUAAAAUGUAUGAAUUAUAUGAUCCAUGUACUGUAAUGUUCUUCUUUAGGAAUAAGCAUAUCAUGAUUGAUUUAGGUACAGGAAAUAAUAACAAAAUUAAUUGGGCUUUGGAAGAUAAACAAGAAAUGAUUGAUAUUAUUGAAACUGUAUAUAGAGGUGCCCGAAAAGGUAGAGGUCUUGUUGUAUCCCCUAAAGACUAUUCAACGAAAUAUAGAUAUUAA
This is a messenger RNA of Nezara viridula (southern green stink bug), 429 nucleotides long. Lineage: Eukaryota; Metazoa; Arthropoda; Insecta; Hemiptera; Pentatomidae. The record is from the annotation of a GenBank genome assembly.